GCCGGGCGCGCUGCAGGGGCAGCCCGGCCGCCGCGGGGCCGCCAUGCCCGCCAAGUCCAAGUACAACCUGGUGGACGACCGGCACGACCUCCGCAUCCCCCUGCACAACGAGGACGCCUUCCAGCACGGCAUCUGCUUCGAGGCCAAGUACAUUGGGAGCCUGGAUGUGCCAAGGCCGAACAGCCGGGUGGAGAUUGUGACAGCCAUGCGACGGAUCAGGUAUGAAUUUAAAGCCAAGAAUAUCAAGAAGAAGAAAGUGAAUCUCAUUGUGUCAGUGGAUGGUGUGAAAGUCAUUCUGAGGAAGAAGAAGAAGCUUCUUUCAUUGCAGAAAAAAGAAUGGGCCUGGGAUGAGAACAAAAUGCUUGUCAUGCACGAUCCCAUCUACCGGAUAUUCUAUGUGUCUCAUGACUCCCAGGACCUAAAGAUCUUCAGUUACAUUGCCAGGGAUGGGUCUAGCAAUGUCUUCAGGUGCAACGUCUUCAAAUCCAAGAAGAAGAGCCAAGCCAUGCGUAUUGUCCGGACAGUGGGCCAGGCAUUUGAGGUCUGCCACAAGCUGAGCCUACAGCACACCCAGCAAAAUGCAGAUGGGCAGGAGGAUGGAGACAGUGAGAGGAACGGGGAUGACCUGGAUGUCCCAGCCUGUCGCCUCACUGGUGCAGAGCGGGCAGCCACCUCAGCAGAGGAGACGGACAUCGAUGCUGUGGAGCUCCCACUGCCCGGAGCUGACAUCCUCGACUUCAGCCGUGGCGUGACUGACCUGGAUGCCGUGGGCAAGGAGGCAAGUGCCUACACUGAUGCCAAGGGCUGCCUCCUCCCUGAAGAUAUCCUGACAGCGUCGCCUAAGAUGCUGCUGCCCUCGUCUGCACAGCUGCCUGACCUGGGAACACCCCUCUCUGCUCACCACCAGAUGCAGCUCCUCCAGCAGCUCCUGCAGCAGCAACAGCAGCAGACACAAGUGGCUGUGGCACAGGUCCACUUACUGAAGGAUCAGCUGGCUGCAGAGGCAGCAGCACGGCUGGAAGCCCAGGCUCGCGUGCAUCAGCUCCUGCUCCAGAACAAGGACUUGCUGCAGCACAUCUCACUCCUGGUCAAACAGGUGCAGGAGCUGGAGCUGAAGCUAGCGGGGAACACCACCACGGGCUCCCAGGACAGCCUGCUGGAGAUCACCUUCCGCUCAAACGUCCUCCCUGUCCUCUGCGACCCGACCACCCCGCAGCCCGAGGACACCCACCCGCCGCCACUGGGCUCUGGCUCAGGCUUCCCCAGCACCAUGGGCAGCCCCAUAGGUAGGAACGACUGUCUGGUGAAGCUGGAGUGCUACCGCUUCCUGCCUGACUCGGGGCCACCUGCCCCGGAGCCAGCGCUGGGCAGCCUGGAGCUCAUCAAGUUCCGCGAGUCGGGCAUUGCCUCCGAGUACGAGUCCAACACGGACGAGAGCGAGGAGCGUGACUCCUGGUCCCAGGAGGAGCCACCGCGCCUGCUCCAUGUCCAGACCAGGCAGGACCUGGGCGACAGCCUGGAGGAUGAGAUCGCGGUGUAGAGGUCGGCAGGAGGUGGUGUGGACCUGCCGGAGCCGGGGUGGACCCUGGUCAUAACCCCCUGGCCCUGGCAGGAGCGGGACAUCUCGGAGGUAGAGGGGUGGAGGAGGGAACAUGAGGCUUCAGCACACAGCUGGGAGCUGUGUGGAGGUGAGGAUGGAGCUGUGCCGAGGCGAUGCGCUGGGCAUGCUGUGCUCCGGCAUGCAAGGGCUUGUGUGCUGAGAUGGAGCAUCCCCACUUCACAUCAGAUAGUGAGCUGAGCUGCUUGGGCUGUCCCAUGGUCCCUGCCCCCCUGCAGGCUGCAUUUCAAGGUCAGGCAGAAGCAAGGGACUCCCUGCCGGGUUAGCCACUGCUGCUGGUGGGGAAGCAGGAAAGUAGAUGAAGGUUUUGCUGGGGGAAUGAGAGAGCAGGUGUGGGGCAAGAGGAACCAAGGAGGCAACGUGAAGGCAAUGAGCAGAGACAGAACCACUGUCAGGUGGUCUGGCUAUCUGCAUAGUGGAGAGGGUUGGAGAUGAAGCCAGGGCCACGCUGACAGGGUGGUUAGGGUUGGUGAUGGUGCACUGUUGGCAGGGGUGAACAAGUGAGAGGUGAGGCAGUGGGGACAAGCCUGGGAAGGAGCUGAAGGAGUGAGAUGAGGUCGUGCAGGGUGGCCAUGCACAGGCAGCUCCUGGCAGGUUGAUGGCAUUUGUUGUGCUUCCGGGAAAGGGUUUGUCCCUGCCUGAGGUACGUGGAAGGCCUGCAGGCAAUGUCCACUCUUCUCUCUGUGGAGUGGGUAGGAAGGCACAGCUCGAUGUGGAGCAGGGAGCCAGGACAUGUAGCACAGGGCUGUGCAGUGCCCUUCAUCUCAUCAUCCAGUCCUUGUGAUCCUCAGCGUGGCUGCCAGGUUUCAAAGCCUUUCUGGUGCUCUCAAGUCACAUUUUCAACCACUUCCCUGCACCCCCUUCACCACAAACUCCCAGCUUUGCUUUAUAGACAAGCCAUUCCAUUUCCAAGCCAUCAUGUGCCCCUGGACCAGGGAUGGGGAAUGCAGUGCUGGCAUUGUCUGUGUGCAGGGAUGGGCAUGCUUGCCAUCCGUCAGUGGGGAGGGAACUGCUGAUGUCUGCAAGGGGGCUUCUUCAGCUCUGGUUUGCACCCUCUAGAAAAUGAAUCUGAGAUCUUAGGAUUCCCCAACAGACACCAAGACACCCAUGGCUGAGAGCCAUCCUGAGGGCUUCCAAGGGAUCCAGAGUGUGUUUCUUUUCUGCAAGCAUAUUUUAUCAGUUGUCUGUUGCUGCAGUCUCUAAGAGGAUGCAGCUGAAGGGGUAUGAGCCAGAGUUGUAAUGUCCAUCCUGCUCCUCGUGGAAACAUUCGAUGAGGUGGGGAUUGGCACAGUUGUCUUCCUCCCCACCUACCUUCCUAUCCUGCUUCUGCUUCACUUUGUUGCUUCCCUGCUACUUUUGUCUUCAUCAGCUCUGUCUCUGCUAGGUCUGCCUGCAACUAACCUCUAGUAGAGGAUCUCCCAGACACGAGCUCUUGCUCUCCUCCUGGCUGCUGAGGAAGGUCCAUCACUUCUUUCUGCCCCAGUACCCUUGGGACUGAGGGCUAAUGAGGAAUGAGGUAUGGGUGAGACUCCCGUGGUUGGUACAAACUGUGCUAUGCAGCCUCCAUCACAGGAGGAGGCUGGACACUUUGAGGAGCUAGAGAGUCCUAGUGGGAAGGAAGAUGUUUUGGUGUCCCCAGCAGUGGCCUGGUGUCCAGGGGAGCCCCUGCACCAGCCACAGUGGCAGAAUAGGAGCAGGUGCUGUUUGGGACAGGACUGCUCCUGUCCUCUGGACACCAAUACUUCUGUAUGCCCUGUCUUGCACUGCUGUGGGUACAGCUGUGUGCAAGGCCCUCUCCUGGGGACCCUGACAUCCUUCUGCCAGCUUACAGCAGCUGGAGGUGAAAGCAUGGGCUGCGAGGCUGCUCCCACCAGGAGAAAGAGGUGGGUAUGGUAGCAGGCACAGGAGAUGGCACAGAUAGUGUGGGUCGCAUGGUGACCUCAGAGAGGGAUUUCCAUGUGGGCAGACAGAUCAUGCAGGAGGGGGACAGCAGGAACUUGGCCAUAUGCACAGGGCAGAUGAAAGGAGAGCCCAGGAGGAGCAGCAGCAGAUCUCUUCCAGGCUGGGCUGCCUUAGAAAGCAGGCAGUCUGAACGUUCUCCCUGAGCCACUGCUCCUGCCCAUCCCUGCUGCACAGGUCUAGCCCAGGCAGUGCCCUGCAAGGAGCACUGGGACCAGCUGAGGGCUCAGGCUCCAGCCCAGCACUCUGCCCACAGAAGAAGGUGGUGGGUGCCCCACAGGUUGAUGUGGCACUGCCAGAGCUGGGUGAGGACCCUGCCAGCAUCCUGGUGUACAUGUGUAAAUGAUCCUCCUCCUAAGUCAGUGCUGCCUCCAAGAUGGCUCUCUAGCCUCUCACUUUUGCUAUGGACCUUAACUGGGAAUUUAAAGCUAUAUUUUUUGUCCUUUCUUUUCCUACAACUGUCAUGUUACUAACUGUUGACUCAAUCUAUCUGGGAGACCAAUCUGCAAUGUAAGUGCACUUAACCCUUGGGUGUUAUCAUUAGUCAACUGGCUUUUGCUAAAUAAAUCUUUCUAUUUCUCAA
This is a messenger RNA of Melopsittacus undulatus (budgerigar), 4160 nucleotides long. Its product is annotated as carboxyl-terminal PDZ ligand of neuronal nitric oxide synthase protein. NCBI's taxonomy places the organism in Eukaryota, Metazoa, Chordata, Aves, Psittaciformes, Psittaculidae. The record is from RefSeq and is a predicted model, not a curated record. The transcript is spliced from 10 exons. Bases 44 to 1540 code for a protein of 498 amino acids. Gene Ontology annotation, molecular function: nitric-oxide synthase binding.